AUGUCAGGACAGCUGUAUGACGACCAGGCCUACGCUGCCGCGCGACGUCGUUCUCUCGCCACGCCUCCGCCUUCAUUGACUCCAAGACACAACCGGACCCGUAGCCAUAGUGUCAGGGUGAGCAACGGGACGGUCAGCACAAAUACCAGCAUAUCAAGUGGGCGGAUGUCCGAGGCCACAAAUAUCACUCAGCCACCCGCCUACUCAAAGAAGUUCGUCGUGGUAGGAGACGGUGGUUGUGGUAAGACAUGUCUUCUCAUCAGUUAUUCGCAAGGCUAUUUCCCAGAGAAAUAUGUUCCUACCGUUUUUGAAAACUACAUCACACAAACCACGCAUCGAGCAUCGGGGAAAACAGUCGAGUUGGCCCUCUGGGAUACUGCUGGACAGGAAGAAUACGACAGACUGCGCCCCCUCUCGUACCCAGAAACAGAUCUCCUCUUCGUCUGCUUCGCUAUCGACUGUCCUGCGUCAUUAGAAAAUGUCAUGGACAAGUGGUACCCCGAAGUCCUACAUUUCUGUCCUACCACGCCGAUCAUCCUUGUGGGCUUAAAAUCGGACCUGCGGAAUAAGAGGACGUGCAUCGAACUUCUGAAGACCCAGGGAUUGACACCCGUCACACCGGAACAAGGCGAAACGGUAGCCAGGAGAAUGAACGCCUCAUACGUUGAAUGCAGCAGCAAGGAGAUGCGCGGCGUGGAUGAAGUCUUUGCACUCGCCGUCGAUACCGUCGUUUCUACCGAGGAGCAAGGAUGGACAAGCAGUAGCCAGAAUCAUGGUACCAGCAGCAAAUCGGGAGGCGGUGGUGCCGUUCCCAGGGUGAGUGGGAAGAAAGUCAAGAAGCGUACCUGCAAGAUUCUGUAG
Aspergillus clavatus NRRL 1 is the source of this 861-nucleotide messenger RNA. Its product is annotated as Rho4-like protein. Bases 1 to 861 code for a protein of 286 amino acids. The record is from RefSeq and is a predicted model, not a curated record. Lineage: Eukaryota; Fungi; Ascomycota; Eurotiomycetes; Eurotiales; Aspergillaceae. Gene Ontology annotation, biological process: small GTPase-mediated signal transduction. The transcript has 3 exons. Gene Ontology annotation, molecular function: GTP binding; GTPase activity.